AUGAUGCCAGUUGACGGCGCAUUAUUACAAGCCUGCUUUCCUCCAGAACUCGAGCGCGAGAUAUUCGAAAUUGCGGUACUGUCUUACCCUUCCGCCCUACCCGCCGUCUUGCGUGUUGCCCGACGAGUCCAGCAUUGGAUUGAACCACUCACCUUCCGCGUGUUAUGUCUGAAUAGAAGCGCCAAAGCCAAAGCCUUCGUUAAGACUCUACGCCGGCUCAAAAAAUUAGAGCCACCCCAAACCAAACGCAUCACCUCAGGUAUUCGUCAUCUAUUCUUCGAUCUCCGUGGACUAUGCACGGUCGAGGAGACUAAGGACAUUCUGCGAGCUUGCAACAACCUAUACGACUUCGCUGCCAUCGGCGACUUCUCCCACCCCGGUCUCCUACCUAUUCUUGCCAACCUUCGCAUCACCCGUCUCGCUAUCUGUUUUGAAGUCCUCUUUGGGGGCCUAGCCGAAGUCGACCUGAUGCAUCCAACGCUAUUAGGCAUUACGCAUCUCGAUGUUUUCGACCCAGUGUCGUCUCUCAUCGGACCCAACCAAGUGUCCCUUGAUGAGUUGCUUCCUCAACUUCCGUCUCUCACCCAUCUCUGCCUUAACAACGAAAAUCCGAACGAGCGCAUAUUUCGGCUACUGAAAAACUGUCCUCACCUUAAACUCCUCGUUGUUCUUGCGCCAGGCAGGACAGAUCAGAUCAACUUCGACCCCUCCGAUCCAAGAGAAAAUAAAGAUGAUCGACUGGUGUAUGGUACCUUUGGAGACUACUGGGCGCAGUGGGAAUCUGGGGCUCACGGUUCCCCUAACUUUUGGACCAUAGCAGAGAAUGUGGUCGCUCGGCGGCAUCAGGAAAGGUCGAAAGAUAUGGCAUUAAAUUCGUUGCGGCCUGUGGGUCUUGCUGAGGCCCCGCGGUACAUCGACAUUUAUGGACCAAUUUCCCCAGCUCCCACAUCCCUGGCAGCCUCAACCGCGGACCCGAAGACAGCAUCACCGGUAUCCAGUGGAACACAAAUACUUCUCGCAUCUCACGAUUCUGCUUCUUUCGGAGAUUUUCGGCUUCAAGUUCCCGCUGGCGAUGGCAUUCUUACAGACAGCCUGCAGGACAUUUACAGGACAUUCACAGACAAGUACUUGCUAGACAGCCAGCUGCAGGGCGACCACACCUAUGCUUGA
Molecule: messenger RNA, 1170 nt
Organism: Mycena indigotica
Lineage: Eukaryota; Fungi; Basidiomycota; Agaricomycetes; Agaricales; Mycenaceae
Exons: 4
Coding region: 1-1170 (389 amino acids)
Source: RefSeq, a predicted model, not a curated record